Brassica rapa (field mustard) is the source of this 1955-nucleotide messenger RNA. RefSeq names its product catalase-3-like. Gene Ontology annotation, cellular component: cytoplasm; plasma membrane; peroxisome. The record is from RefSeq and is a predicted model, not a curated record. Gene Ontology annotation, biological process: hydrogen peroxide catabolic process; response to hydrogen peroxide. NCBI's taxonomy places the organism in Eukaryota, Viridiplantae, Streptophyta, Magnoliopsida, Brassicales, Brassicaceae. Gene Ontology annotation, molecular function: catalase activity; heme binding.
AAAAAGGCGGGGGCAUUAUUGUUAUCGCAAAGGAAAAGUAAACACAAUGGUCCAUUUUUACUGUAUCGAUAAAUUGAUCAUGGAAGGACAAACGUACCCCUCCACUUGGGGGACCGCCAUUACCUAACGUAGCACACGCUAUUCACUAUAUAUACAUUACACAAGAUCUCAUCACUCUCACUAUACCAAAACCUCAAACGUUAUAUUUGGGGAUCAUCAAAGCUUCUUCAUCACCAUGGAUCCUUACAAGUACCGUCCCUCGAGCGCGUACAACGCUCCGUUUUACACCACAAACGGUGGUGCCCCCGUCUCCAACAACAUCUCCUCCCUCACCAUCGGAGAAAGAGGUCCGGUUCUUCUUGAGGACUACCAUCUGAUUGAGAAGGUUGCUAACUUCACCAGGGAGAGGAUUCCUGAGAGAGUGGUUCAUGCCAGAGGGAUCAGUGCUAAGGGCUUCUUUGAGGUCACCCAUGACAUUUCAAACCUCACUUGUGCUGAUUUCCUCAGAGCCCCUGGUGUUCAGACUCCGGUCAUCGUCCGUUUCUCCACCGUUGUUCACGAGCGUGCCAGCCCUGAGACCAUGAGAGACAUCCGUGGCUUCGCUGUCAAGUUCUACACCAGAGAGGGGAACUUUGAUCUUGUUGGUAACAACACUCCGGUGUUCUUCAUCCGCGACGGGAUUCAGUUCCCUGACGUCGUCCACGCCCUGAAGCCGAACCCGAAAACAAACAUCCAGGAGUACUGGAGGAUACUGGACUACAUGUCCCACUUACCAGAGAGUCUCCUCACAUGGUGCUGGAUGUUUGAUGACGUCGGUAUCCCACAAGACUACAGGCACAUGGAAGGUUUCGGCGUCCACACCUACACUCUAGUCUCCAAAUCCGGAAAGGUUCUCUUCGUGAAGUUCCACUGGAAACCAACUUGUGGGAUCAAGAAUCUCACUGAUGAAGAGGCUAAGGUAGUUGGAGGAGCCAAUCACAGCCACGCGACUAAGGAUCUUCACGAUGCUAUUGCGUCUGGUAACUACCCUGAGUGGAAGCUUUUUAUUCAGACAAUGGAUCCUGCGGAUGAGGAUAAGUUUGACUUCGACCCGCUUGAUGUGACCAAGAUCUGGCCUGAGGAUAUCUUGCCUCUGCAGCCUGUUGGUCGGUUGGUUCUGAACAGGACUAUUGAUAACUUCUUUAAUGAGACUGAGCAGCUUGCUUUCAACCCUGGUCUUGUGGUUCCUGGGAUCUACUACUCGGAUGACAAGCUGCUUCAGUGUAGGAUCUUUGCGUAUGGUGACACUCAGAGACAUCGUCUUGGACCGAACUAUCUGCAGCUUCCGGUUAAUGCUCCCAAAUGUGCUCACCACAACAAUCACCAUGAAGGGUUUAUGAACUUCAUGCACAGAGAUGAGGAGAUCAAUUACUACCCAUCAAAGUUUGAUCCUGUCCGGUGCGCAGAGAAAGUUCCUAUCCCUAACAAAUCAUACACUGGAAUCAGAACAAAGUGCAUCAUCAAGAAGGAGAACAACUUCAAGCAGCCAGGAGACAGAUACAGAUCAUGGGCACCAGACAGGCAAGACAGGUUUGUGAAGAGAUGGGUUGAGAUACUGUCAGAGCCGCGUCUGACUCAUGAGAUCCGCAGCAUCUGGAUCUCUUACUGGUCUCAGGCUGAUCGAUCACUGGGACAGAAACUAGCAAGCCGUCUGAACGUGAGGCCAAGCAUCUAGAGAGACCAGUCUCUUGUCAUCGGAAAGGUACAAAUCAUAUGAUACUCUCCAUCAUCACUUAAAAUUCCUCAAGAAGAUUAUGUUGUUGUUGUUGCUGUUUCGUGUCUGUAUAAUAAAAAUGAUGUUUUGUAAUCCUUUUUAAACCAAUGUCUUCCUUGGUAUUUUACUUGUCAACUCUACUCUUUGUAAUCAUCUCUUCAUAAUAAAAAUCAAUGAAAAUAAUGCAAGUAUUAUAAUUGGA